Molecule: messenger RNA, 1840 nt
Organism: Brachypodium distachyon (stiff brome)
Lineage: Eukaryota; Viridiplantae; Streptophyta; Magnoliopsida; Poales; Poaceae
Product: calcium uptake protein, mitochondrial
Exons: 9
Coding region: 152-1522 (456 amino acids)
Biological process (GO): mitochondrial calcium ion homeostasis; calcium import into the mitochondrion
Cellular component (GO): uniplex complex
Molecular function (GO): calcium ion binding
Source: RefSeq, a predicted model, not a curated record
CACCGACCAUAAAUGGCAGCUUUGCCCCACGGUAAUCGCCCAUUCCUUGCCUCACAUUUCGGCCACCGCGUCCCACUCUCCGUGCGCCCUCGCAUCGCCGCUUCCUCUCCACCCUUCCCUUCCCUUCCGAGAACCGUACGUUGCUCUCCCGAUGGCCGCGCUAGCACGCGCGUCGCUCCUCCGAUCCGCUGUCGGACGGCUCGGGUCCAUCCGCGCCUUCUCAGCGGCCGCGCCCCCCCGCCGCGACGCCAGCGCGGCGUUGGUGGCCGCGGUGGCUGCCGGGUCGGGGCUGGGGAUCUGGCUGCUGCCCCCGGCGUCGCGGCCGCUCGCGGACUCCGGCCAGGGCGAUUUCGCCGUGGCGGAGGCGGGCUUUGGGGACGCGGAGGAGCGCGAGGAGAAGGGCAAGUUCCUGUUCGGAGACUCAUACCGCAGAAGGGUGUUCUUCAACUACGAGAAGCGGAUUCGGACGCGCAGCCCUCCUGAGAAGAUAUUUGAGUACUUUGCGUCUGUUCGGAACCCGGAGGGCGAAGUGUACAUGUUACCUGCCGACUUGAUGAGGGCGGUUGUCCCCGUUUUCCCUCCAUCCGACUCUAAUGUUGUCAGGGAGGGGAGACUCAGAGGGGAGCGCAACCCCGGCGAGCUACAAUGUGCCCCAUCUGAAUUUUUCAUGCUAUUCGACACCAAUGGUGAUGGGCUCAUCUCCUUUGCUGAGUAUAUCUUUUUUGUGACAUUGCUUAGCAUUCCUGAGUCGAGCUUCAAUAUAGCUUUCAAGAUGUUUGACCUUGACCACAGUGGGGAAAUAGAUAAAGAAGAGUUUAAGAAAGUAAUGGCAUUGAUGCGGUCCUAUAAUAGGCAAGGAGCUGCCCACAGGGAUGGGUUACGUAUUGGACUUAAGGUUGGUCAGCCAGUGGAAGAUGGUGGACUGGUUGAGUACUUCUUUGGCAAGGAUGGAAACGGACAUCUACACUAUGAGAAGUUCUCUGAUUUUUUGAAGCAAUUGCACGAUGAGAUUGUUCGCUUGGAGUUCAGCCACUACGAUAUAAAAUCAUCUAAGACAAUAUCUGCGAAGGACUUCGCAUUAUCUAUGGUUGCUUCUGCUGAUAUGAAUCACAUAAACAAGCUACUUGACAAAGUUGAUGAUUUCGAUGAAUCUCCUGAUGUCAAGGAUUUGCGCAUUACCUUUGAGGAGUUCAAGGCUUUUGCUGAUCUGCGGCGAAGAUUGGAACCAUUUGCCAUGGCUAUCUUCAGUUAUGGCAAAGUGAACGGUUUGUUGACGAAACAGGAUCUAAAACGUGCGGCAACCCAGGUUUGUGGGGUGGACUUGACUGAUACGGUGGUGGAUGUCAUUUUCCAUGUGUUUGAUGCAAACUGUGAUGGGAACCUAAGCUCGGAGGAGUUCUUGAGGGCACUACAAAGACGAGAAAGCAAUAUUCGCCAGCCAACUACUCCAGGUUUAAUGGGGGUAUUCUCCUGCUGGCUGAACUGUACGAAGUGUUCUUUUCAACAAAUGCUGCUCCAGUAGAUACUUUCAGUACUCACAAGAUUAGCAUUCUGUCGCCCCUGGGUCACUCUCCCUAUUUGAUGAGCUGGAGAACGAACACAACAACCACUAGAGGUCUGCAGAGACGAUCUUGUUGUAAAUAUUGGCCUGCUGAUCAAAGUUGCCCAAGUAUGUAGCAGCUGUAAAUAACAUCGUUCGUUCUAGCCCAAGGGCUCAGUUGACAGACAUCUCUCCACUGAUGUAACGAACCUGUGACUUUGAAGCUUGCUUACUGUCUGCCACGUUUUCCCUUACAUCUGUAUGGUCAAUCUAACACGAACCUGUGGUGCAUCUUACAAA